AUGACUGACCAUAAAGCACUACAGAACUGGUCACAGUUCGAUGACUAUGAAUCGUUCAUUCAAGAAGAAAACUUGUUCUCCUUACUCGAUCAAUCAAUGUCUUUCGAUUACAAUUCGUUCACUAACAACCCUUUUAGUGAUAUUCAAACCCAAGCUUGUUUUUCUUUCCAAGACAUCAUUAAUGUUGAUCCUAUCUCUAUUUGUUUCCCGGCUAGUGAUCAUAUGUUUAUGGCUUCAGAUGAUCUUCAAGCCAUUUCUACUUUUUCUCAAGCAGAUGUAUUGAGUGGAUUGUGGAGUGAAAAUACUGGCUGUUACAAUAACCAUGUCGAACCAAUAAGAGAUGAUGGGAUAUCAAGAGCUAAUAGUAUAGGGAAUCAAAACAUGGAGAUGAUAUUGCAUGAAAGUAACAACAUGAUGAAAGAGACAACAAGCCAUAAAUGGAGAGAAGGAGAAGAUGGAGUACUCAUGAUCAAGACUUUGUCAAGGGAAGAGAUCAAGCCAUACUUCUACAUGCCGAUAGCUAAAGCAGCCAAAGUGCUUAACAUUGGAUUAACCCUCUUGAAGAAAAAAACUCGUGAGUUGGGUAUAACUCGUUGGCCUCACCGUAAGCUUAUGAGCAUUCAGAGCAUCAUUACUAACCACCUGGAUCGCUUAGGGAAGACGGAUGAUGAAAUGAUAAAGAGAAAGCUGAGGAACGAUUUGGAGAUUUUGGAGAGGGAGAAGAAAAUGAUUGAGGAGGAUCCUAAUUGGGAAUUUGGGGUUGAGACUAAGAGGUUAAGACAGGCUUGCUUUAAAGCUAACCACAAACAAAAACGGCGUUUGUCUAUUUUUAAAUUCUAA
Eruca vesicaria subsp. sativa (arugula) is the source of this 840-nucleotide messenger RNA. The record is from the annotation of a GenBank genome assembly. NCBI's taxonomy places the organism in Eukaryota, Viridiplantae, Streptophyta, Magnoliopsida, Brassicales, Brassicaceae.